AUGGAAACAAAACAAUUUCCCCAUUUUUAUGGUUAUUAUAAUUAUUUGGCUUCGCUUAUACAACAACAAACAUGGGAAGCUGCACAAAAAUAUGGAGUGUUAAUAAGUUGUAAUGAUUCUCAUGCUGAUUUAAAAUUCCUUCAGAUUCCAUCGCCAGAAAAACGUUAUUAUGACAGAAGUGUAACAAAAUGGCCAGUAUUUGGGGAUUUGGUAUUGAUGCAUUUAAAUGUUUUGAAUAAUUUAAAUGAAAAAAAUUGGCAUUCGGCAUUUAUUCACCAAACAAAUAUGUUAAAAAUAUUUAAUCAAGAAAUUUUACAAAAAGAGAAAGAUGCUAAUUGGUUUUGCCCGAUACUUUAUAUUCUUUGUAGUGAUCUUAGAUUAGUGGCUAAAAUUGCAGAUAAACAAGGAUGUACUUUAUGGAGUAGGAGUGAUACACAAACCUCAACAUUUUAUGAAGAAGCAGCUUCACCAAUAAUGGAAAGUUACAGAAUUUGUGUUGCUGAAAGUCGUUUGGCUGCCGAAACAACAAAAAAGAUUGCAAUACUUAAUUUAACAAAUCAAUUAUUUCGAAUUUAUUUUGGGAUUAAUCGUCUACAUUUAUUAAAACCUUUAAUUCGAAGUAUUGACCACGAUUUGGCAAAAGCUGAGGACUCUUUAACUUUUUCUUUUGAAAAUUGUCCGGCAAAUUAUGUUAGAAAUAAACGUUUAAUUCUCAUGUAUUUAAUUCCUGUUAAAAUGUUUUUGGGGCAUAUGCCGACACAACAAUUACUUUUAAAUUAUAAUUUACAACAAUUUUCUGAUGUUGUUACAAGUGUUAAAGAUGGAAAUCUUCGAGAAUUAAAUGCAGCAUUACAUAAACAUCAACAUUUCUUUAUUAAAUGUGGAAUAUUUUUAAUGCUUGAAAAACUUAAAGGAACAACUUACAGAAAUUUAUUUAAAAAAAUUGCUCUUAUUUUAAACACUCAUUUAAUUAAAUUGGAGGCAUUUCUUGCUAUACUUCAUUUUCUUGGGACAGAUAUUGAUGCUGAUGAAUUAGCUUGUAUUUUGGCUAAUUUAAUUGCCCAAAAAAAAAUAAAGGGAUAUAUUUCACAUCAAAAACAAACUUUGGUUAUUGCCAAACAGAAGGCAUUUCCUCCACUUUCGGCAAAAUAA
Messenger RNA from Meloidogyne enterolobii, 1152 nucleotides. Lineage: Eukaryota; Metazoa; Nematoda; Chromadorea; Rhabditida; Meloidogynidae. The record is from the annotation of a GenBank genome assembly.